Molecule: messenger RNA, 3282 nt
Organism: Meriones unguiculatus (Mongolian gerbil)
Lineage: Eukaryota; Metazoa; Chordata; Mammalia; Rodentia; Muridae
Gene: Ccdc62
Product: coiled-coil domain containing 62
Exons: 12
Coding region: 3-2159 (718 amino acids)
Source: RefSeq, a predicted model, not a curated record
GCAUGCGUGGCCUUGAGGGCGUGGUGUCCGGGGCUGCGGCCUUGCCACCGCCCCUGCGGCCAGGCGCCACCGAUGGCGUUUCUGAGGUGAAGCGCUGCUGGCACCGACCCUCUCUCGGGGCGGGGGCAUCACCCAUGAACCUCUCGUCGGCCCUCUUCGUCCGGCGCCAGAACAUCGGAUCAGAAGUUGAUAAUUCCACUAUUGAGAAACAAAGGAAGGAGCUGCAGUUGCUCAUUGGAGAACUGAAAGAUCGAGAUAAAGAACUCAAUGAUAUGGUUGCAGUGCAUCAGAGACAACUUCUUUCAUGGGAAGAGGAUCGGCAGAAAGUGUUGACUUUGGAGGAACGUUGCAGCAAAUUAGAAGGUGAGCUGCAAAAGAGAACCGACAUAAUCAAGUCACUCAUGAAAAAGGUCAAGAUCCUUGAAUCCAAUCAAACAGAAUGUCAGACAGCUCUUCAGAAGACUCAGCAACAGCUUCAGGAAAUGGCUCAAAAAGCUACACACUCUGCUCUUCUCUCAGAAGACCUUGAGGCUAGAAACGAAAAUCUCAGCAGCACAUUAGUGGAACUUUCUGCUCAGGUAGGACAAUUGCAAGCUAGAGAACAGGCCCUCACUACCAUGAUAAAGCUAAAGGACAAAGAUAUUAUUGAGGCAGUCAAUCACAUUUCAGACUGUUCGGGUAAAUUUAAAUUGUUAGAGCAUGCUUUACGUGACGCUAAGGUAGCAGAGACUUGUAUUGUGAAAGAAAAACAAGAUUACAAGCAGAAAUUGAAGGCACUUAGGAUUGAAGUCAAUAAACUGAAAGAGGACCUAAGUGAAAAGACAACAGAAAACAACGAACAAAGAGAAGAGAUCAUUCGCCUCAAGCAAGAGAAGAGUUGUCUACAUGAUGAAUUGAUUUUUACUGUUGAGAGAGAAAAGAGGAAAGAUGAGUUACUUGAUAUUGCAAAGUCAAAGCAAGAGCGCACAAAUUCAGAGCUGCACAGUCUGAGACAGAUUUAUGUAAAACAACAGAGUGACCUGCAGUUUCUUAAUUUCAAUGUAGAAAAUUCUCAGGAAUUAAUACAGAUACAUGACUCAAAGAUGGAGGAAUCAAAAGUUCUGGAAUGCAGCAGAGACUUGUGCUUAUCAGACCUUGACAAUAACUACCCAAAAAUCGAUAUUAAGAGAGAGAGAAAUAAGAAGUCAUUGGUUAAGGAUCAAAAGUUUGAGGUCACGUUGACUCAGCACAAUAGGUCAGACAAGAGCUGUUGUGAUGCAUGCAAAGAGAAGAAGCUACAGGUUAAUACUUCGUUUGGGGAAAAAAGUGUAAUUGCUCUCUCAUCUCUAUUUACCAAAGACUUACUGGAGAAACAAAAGUCUUGGUCUCUGGGUGGAAAAAUCAAGACUGAACCUGAAAGCAAAAUUAAACUAUGCAGGCUUCAUGCAAAAUCACCAAAAGGCAAUGGAGUGGAGUUUCAGAUGGAAGAGAAGCGGCUUUCGGAGACAUCCAUCUCAAUACCCGAUGAGAAGCAGUGGCAUGACAUCAACGUUUUUCUGGGCCUUUCCAACUGCCCUGCCUGCAAACAGCCAGAAAAGCUGGAUGGUGACUGCCACGACCCUGCAGAACCACCUGAAAUUUCAUGCUGCACCCAAAAUGAAGCCUGUAUAAAUGACAGUGACCUGUAUGAGUCCAAGUGCUGCCACCCAAGUAACAUCAUCAUCGAAGCUCCAGGGCACAUGACUGACGUAGAGUGGAUGAACAUUUUCAAACCUUCCAAAAUGCAACGCAUUGUUCGCCACAAAACCUUGUGCACUUGUUCAGGAGCCGACAGCAGGGUAAAAUAUAAUUCCUCAGCAAGUGAGCUCACUGGCAUUCAGUCUCCUCAGUGUUUGGGUUCCUCAAAGUCUCCUGAAAGAGAAGAUGAGUCAGAUGCACCUCCUGACAAAAGAACAUCACCCAAGAGUGUAUUCAUCAGCAAAGAUGCAGCCUUGUCCAAUGAAAAGGAUGACUUUUCUCCUACCAGUAAGCUCCAGCGCCUGCUGGCUGAGUCCCGGCAGAUGGUCAAUGAUCUGGAACUGAGCACCCUGCUGCCCAUCGGCUGUGACAAUCUCAACAGAAGUAAAUUAGAAGCCUCAGAAGAGCCAGAUGAAAAAAAAAACACCCUUGUCAGCCAUUGAAGGAAAACAAAAGUCAACUUGGUCAUUCACAGUGACCAUGUUUAGGUCACCUUUGCUUGUCCUUAUAUCACAGUUAAUAUUAAUAAGUAACUAGGAACGUUGAUAAUGUAGAGUCAAGAACACACAGUCAUCUGAUCAGUAAUUCUUUCUCUUUUGCCUGAUCUGCUUUUACUAUAUAAUUAACCUGAGUAGAAUGUCAAUUGCUUAUAAGAGAAAUACAGACCAAAAAUAUUUUUGUUCUCCAUACUGAUAAUUUUAAAUUUAAGGAAAGUGUGUAUUGAUCCAACCUUUAAAACUGGGAUCUUAGUGGUGGUGGGCAGUGGUAGCACACACCUUUAGUUUCAGCACUCAGGAGCAGAGGCAGGCAGAUCUCUUGAGUUCUAGGCCAGCCUAAUCUACAGAGUGAGUUCCAGGACAGCCAGGGCUGCACAGAGAAACCCUAUCUUGAAAAACAAAAUAAAACAAAAAUCUUAGGUGAGUCUGCUGGCACAGUCUGUAAUCCCUAUGGGGAGGCCGAUGCAGGAGAAUCAUGAGUUCAAGGCAUUUGAUCAAUCUAGUGAGAUCCUGUCUCAAAAAGAAAAGGAGGAAGGGUCCUUGAGGCCAGCCAUGGCGGCAUACACUAUGGUAAUCCUCGUAUUCAGGAAGUUGGGAGACUGUGGCAGAAAGAUGAGUUGGAGGCCAGGCUGGGCUACAUAAGCGAGACCUUGACCCAGAAAAUAAAAAUUUUCAAAAGACAUCUAAAUUUGAGCAUUGCUUCUGUAUGUCUGUCUAGAAAGAAUCAUGUAUGACUUCGAGCUUUGUGACUCUUGGGUUGUUUUCUUCUGUCAGACCUUCAUUCCUAGUGCAGGUCAAUGAAUUCCAUGGUGUAAGCGCUACAGGUGUCUCCUGUUAAGCACAAGGCCCUUUCCAGCAGGAGGGCAAGAUAUCUGAGCGGCCCUGCCUGCCUCCCCUCGCCCUCCUGCCCCUGCUCUCAUUGCUGAGAACUUUUCACGUAUACAGUACAGCAUGAGACUUUAUUGAUGAAAACCAUAUAUGUAGUCAGGGUCUCAGACACCAGGAACUCUCAGGGCACCAUCCAGUGCUAAUUCCUUUUCGUCUUGUUGACUGUUUUUGUUUUCUCCCG